This is a messenger RNA of Ceraceosorus bombacis, 2287 nucleotides long. The record is from the annotation of a GenBank genome assembly. Lineage: Eukaryota; Fungi; Basidiomycota; Exobasidiomycetes; Ceraceosorales; Ceraceosoraceae.
AUGACUGACCAGAGUGAGUAUGCGCGGGUCGAUUAGGCCGUGUGGCGCGACACCGGACCAUUCAUGCACCCACUCGAACCUCCGCAGUGGUGGUGCUGGCCGCCCGAGACGCGCCAACGUGGCUGACAUGGAAUCUCUCGCUCUUCCCUAGUCGAGCAAGAGAAAGGCUCUAGCCGUUCGACGGCCUCUUCCGCAUCCCCACCAUCCUUCAACACUGGGUCUGGCUACCAUGCGCCUGCGCCAGGAAAGGAUAGCGCAUGGGGCGCUGCUGGGUCUCUGGACGGGUCUGCAUCCAGCGCUCUCGAUGCCCUGCUCUAUCCGGCCGACUGCUACAAUGCAGACAAGGUGUACUGGGCUUCGCUGCCAUGGGCACAAAAGUCGGCCUUUGUCAACGAAGUCUCGAACAAGGAGGCCAAGAGGGAGCUUUCAGAGAUCGGACGCAUGUUCAAGGCCGACCCUCUGAGUCCUAUCCGAGCAUACUUUUCCAACUACGUCAUCACCGGUAUGGGUCUAUUCGUCGAAGGUUGGGUGCUUUUCAGCGUCGGGAAUCUUCAACCGCUGUUCAAGGCUGUGUGGCCUGAGUGCUUCAGCAAGCAUCAAGUGUGCAACAAGUACUGGACCAGCGCCAUCGAACCCUUGGAAAUUGCCGGUAUCAUCAUUGGUCAGAUCUGCGUCGGUGUAGAGGGCGAUUGGAUCAGCCGCAAGUUCGGAAUGGUGCAAGAUGCCGUCGUCCUCACCAUCUUUUCCAUCGGUCUCACCGCCAUGUGGGGUACGACGCUCAACGGAUGGGUCAUCUGCUGGGCUAUUCUUCUCUUCUUUUACGGCUUUGGUGUAGGCGGUGAAUACCCCGUCACUGCUACCCGCGCUAUGGAAGCUAGCUCUGGCCGCGGUGCUGGUGCGGCAGAUCGCAUGCACAGAGGCAGAAAGACAGCUCUGGCCUUUACCAUGCAAGGAUGGGGUCAAUUCGUCAACCAGACGCUUUUGAUUCUCCUUCUACUCGUCUUCCACCACGGCUCUCUGGAACCACCGUUCAGCAAGGCUUCUGCGCAGUGGACUUUCAGGGUACAGUUUGCCAUCGUCACCGUGCCUACCCUGUGGCUUGCAUACCACCGCUACUACAAGAUGGACUUUACUCAGGACAAGCGUCUUGCCGAGGCAAAGAAGAAAGCGGGCGACAAGAGCGGAACGUCUGGCUAUUCGGCCGCUUCGCUGAAGCUGGCAUGGAACCACUACUGGCACCGCAUCGUCGGCACGGCCAUUGUAUGGCUUGCCAACGACGUUGCGUUCUACGGUAGCAAGCUCUUCUCGGGUGUCUUUAUCGGCCUGAUCACCGGCAGUCCCAGCAACCUCAAGCUGACAUGGCUCUACUCGCUGCUCAACAUUGGCGUAUCUCUAGUCGGCUACUACCUCGCCGCUCUGGUCAUCGACCACAGGAUGUAUGGCCGCAAGUGGAUGCAAGCAAAUGGUCUGGCUAUGCUCUUCAUCAUCUUCACCGUCUGCGCUGCGGCAUAUCCCCAGCUCACUACGCCAGGUGCUGGUCUCAAGGCUUUCCAGGCCAUCUAUCUCCUCAGCGGCUUCUUUACUCAGUUUGGCCCUAACACUACCUCUUUCUUGCUCGCUGCUGAAGUCGUGAGUGUGUUUGCUGCUGACUUGGACUGCAAUGCACCUCGUUCUGACCGCGGAAAUCGUGGCCGAUUCCAUGCAGUACCCGACCAUGGUCCGAUCGACUGCGCACGGUGUUUCAGCUGCGUCGGGCAAGCUUGGAGCUAUGAUCCCCGCAGUGGCGUACUCCUACAUCGACAGCAACCCAGCCAAGUUCAUCAUCGUCGCAGCCUUCUCCUUGGCUGCAUGGAUCCUCACCAUGGUGUUCAUCCCAGACACCACUGGGUUGGCGCUGGACGAGCAAGACCGAUACUGGUCCUUUGUGCUCGCUGGCAAGGCGCACGAGUACCACGGUGUUGCCGUGCAUCCUCGCCAUUUGUCGCUUUACGAGCGCGUGGUGCUGAAGCGACACCUAGCGUACGAUGCGGAGCUGGACGCUCAGCAAAAGAUCCACGAAAUGAGAAGAGUGUUUGAGAGCACGCAAAAGGAGGGCGAGGAUGACUUGUCUGUGCAGCAGCAGGACUUUUUGGCAAACACCAACGGAUCGGGCCUGCAGCAGUACUUCCUGAGCGAGCGGAAGCUCAAUCCCCAACCCAGCCCUGAGCAGGAUCAGAUCGUCGCUAGCCAGCAUCGUCAUCCUCAGCAUCAGUCCAAGCUCGCCGAACUCGAAGGCAAGCUGAGAUGA